This is a messenger RNA of Rasamsonia emersonii CBS 393.64, 14496 nucleotides long. RefSeq names its product Nonribosomal siderophore peptide synthase SidC. Gene Ontology annotation, biological process: amino acid activation for nonribosomal peptide biosynthetic process; secondary metabolite biosynthetic process. Gene Ontology annotation, cellular component: cytoplasm. The transcript is spliced from 2 exons. Lineage: Eukaryota; Fungi; Ascomycota; Eurotiomycetes; Eurotiales; Trichocomaceae. Gene Ontology annotation, molecular function: phosphopantetheine binding; catalytic activity. The record is from RefSeq and is a predicted model, not a curated record. The coding region runs from base 1 to 14496 and encodes 4831 amino acids.
AUGGCGGAGACAAUUUCGUCGAGUAACGCGCCUCAAAAAGCCGUCAUCCAUGACCAAGUCACGGGAUUGCAGACAAACGGCGACCACAAGCUCACGCACGAUGAUAAUAUACCGGUGACGAAAGUACCGUCGCUAGACACAGUCAACCACUAUGCAGCUGAAGCUCUUCCCGGCAGUGGUUACCACUUAAGCAAAGUACUGGAAUUCACGUACGAGGCAGAUCUACCAACCCUCUCGAAUAAGAUUAUUCAAGGAUAUGCGCGCUUCAUUUCCGCGUUCACAGGCCUCGAAGAUGUUGCUUUUGCACUCUUUCAGACUGCGAAUUCAUUUCACACGUCGGAAACACGGCAUAAAAUCGUUUGCGCGUCUAUCUCAAAGUUCGAGAGGGAAGAAGAGGGUUCUUUGAGAACUCCACAUCCCUGCAAUAUCCGCGAAUGUGAUAUCAAGUCCCACGGGGUGGACACUCAGUUUGCUCUUGAAUUGAGCAUAGAUACUCCGUUUGAAGAUGGCGAGCACUCUUGCAUCUCGAUCGUGGGAGUGGAUGGCUUUCUGUUGAGAGUCCAGAUUAACUCGGCAACACGCACGCUGAAAAUAUCCAUUGGUUGCUCAAGCCGAUUGAUCCCAGAAGCGGCUUUGGAUCAAAUAUCGAGAACAGCAGCUCUGUUGGUAAAAGAGUCUGCAGAUUUGAGGUCCAUUGACGAAGAUGGAGGAGAGAAGAUACCCCAGCUUUCUAUUCUGAAUUUCCCGCCUCUGAUGAAGCCACCUUCACUAGAGGUGUUCGGCCAAGUAUCUCCAAACAAGCCAUUGGGACAGUCUCUUCUCCAUGCCGCAUUUGAAUUCUGGGCUCACGAAAAACCUGAUGCUGUGGCAUUGGAUUUUGUCCACAAUCUACCGUCUACGAACAAGCCAGCAGAACGCAGCAUUCUCACUUAUGCUGAUUUGAAUGCUGCAGCCACACGUGUAGCUUCUCAUUUGAGAGCUAUGCUGGGGGAAAGGAAAGGUCCAACAAAUUGGUCGCGGAUCAUUCCGGUUCACAUGUCCACUUCACCGGAGCUGUACAUCUCGUAUCUUGGUGUACUCAAGGCUGGCUAUGCAUUCUGUCCAAUUCCUCAGGAUGCACCGCAGCGAAGGAUACAGGAAAUCCUCGACGAUAUCGAUUCGCCUGUUAUUCUGGGUCGAACCCCCGAAUCCUCAAUAGAACCUUGGUACAAGAGUCAGUCGACAACCCCCGCGUGGUUGAAUGUUGCAGAGAUAUCGAAAUGGAAAUCCCUCAGCGGGAGUCAUGCCACAGAUCAAGAUGAACUCGACUACAGCUCCAUGCAUCACUCCAGACUCGAAGAUGAUAUUGCAUAUUUGCUUUUUACAAGUGGCUCUACGGGCAAGCCAAAAGGCGUGCAGGUCAACCACUUGGCUGCUACCUGUUCAAUCAACUCCCAUGCCACCUCAAUUCCUCUGCCGCGUGACUCUGACGGCUCCUUUCGCUGGUUUCAGUUUGCUUCUCCUACCUUUGAUCCAUCAAUUAUGGAGAUUUUUGUUACCCUCAGCUGUGGAGCAACACUCUGCUCUGCAAAUCGAGAUUUAACGAUGACAGAUCUGGAGGCAACCAUAAACGAAACAAGAGCGACGAUCAUGAUGGCAACGCCAAGUCUAGCGGCAUUAUUGCGACCAUCUCGGCUUCAUACACUCCGUCAUCUUUGGACGAUGGGCGAAAAGCUCAAUCGUACAGUGAUAGAGAAUUUCGCAUCACCAUCGGCGCAUUCCACCACGUUAGUCAACGCUUAUGGACCUACCGAGGGGGCUAUAAAUUGCACAUUCAAUUCACCAGUUGAUCAGUCUACCAGAGGCUCGAUUAUCGGGAGACCGCUACCAACUUGUUCUAUGUUUGUUCUAGAUCCAGACCGGAGAACUCCGCAGGCUGUCCCUGCUGCAAUGUCUGGCGAACUUGCCAUUGGAGGUCCUCAAGUGAGCAAGGGGUAUCUGAAUCGGCCAGAGGAGACCACACGAGCAUUUGUCUUUAGUCCCGAAUAUGGUUAUGUCUAUCGGACUGGAGAUAUGGCACGGAUCGUCUGGGAUGAGAAAGGAAACCAGGUCCUGGAAUUUCUAGGCCGAAUUACUUCCGACCAAGUCAAGAUCAGCGGCAAAAGACUGGAACUGGGAGAAAUAGAGUCCGUUCUUGCCACGGUGAGGGGAAUCAUAGAAAUCGUGGCAAUUGUAUUACAGCGAGACCAGGGCAAGGAAGGUAGUGAGCAGCUUAUUGCUUGCAUCGUUGCAGACCACAGCCACGAGGCCACCAGAGAGAAACUGGUUAAGGAAUGUCGCGAAGUUGCAGCACGACACCUGCCAUCCUAUAUGUGUCCGUCUUCCUUUGUUUUCUUAGAGUCUCUCCCUCGCUCUAGCUCCGGGAAAGUCGAUCGGAGAGCGAUAACAGCAAGGCUGAAGACGGCUCAGAAGGAUGAGAUCAUAUCCACAGUUGAAAAUGGCGGCGCGAAUCCACAAGACGCACCCACAGAUUGGGACACUGUGGAGAAUAUUGAUCCCUCAUUGCGGCAGCGUCUGUUGGAAGCCCUAGCUAAGACUACAGACCAGGACGCAACAGCAAUCCAACCCUUUACCAGUCUGUUCUCCCUUGGUAUAGACAGUCUGGGAGCAAUGCGUCUGCUUCAGCACCUAAGAGAGAAUGGCGUGAACCACCUCUCUGUGAGCGACGUACUCAUCGCGGGGACACCGAGUGGACUGUUAUCGGCGAUCAUUCAGGGUAAAGACAAGAACCUUGAUCCUUCCCCCAAUGACUUUCAAGGGAAACAAUCAUUACUAGCAUUACAAGGUGAAUUGCGCGAGUUUGAUCGCCGGAAUCGUGAGAUCUGUGCUCAGAGACUGCACAUCGAUGCAGGUGCAAUACAAAACGUCCUCCCAACCACAGCGACCCAAUCUGGCAUGCUGGCAAGCUUCCUCCGACGUUCAUCCACCAGAACAAAUCACUCUAAGUCUUCGUACAUCUAUCAUUCUGUUAUCCAUCUUGGGAAAGACGUGGACGCGGAGCGCCUGAGGCGAUCCUGGGAAACAGUGAUAGCUGAUUACGAUUCUUUCCGCACAGUCUUCUGCUGGUUGGAUGACGACAUGGCGCCAUUUGCUCAGUGCAUCCUCGCGCAGAAUGCCAUUCCUGACCGAGAAUGGAAAUUAUACUCCAGCGAGUCCAGCAGUGGUCUCCUGUCAAAAGAGGAUCUUAUUAAUCUAGCCCUCUCUGAAGCAGAGGACUCGAUAACUUUGAAUACACCACCGUGGAGGAUGUCUCUUGUGGAUUUCGGCAGUGGCUCAGCUUUGAUUUUGAGCAUGUUCCACGGUAUCUUUGACGGUGGUUCCCUGCAGCUCCUUCUCGAGGACGUUUCUGCAGAGUACUAUGGCCGGCCUCGUGGACACCGGACGUCUCUUGAUCAUAUCGUCAAGCAUCACUUCAUUGCUGAUCAGGAAGCCACUUUAAGAUUCUGGCAAGACCACUUAAGAGAAUACUCUCCUGUCUCGUUUCCUUCUGUUACACCUUACAGAUCGUCCGAAGCAGAAAACGUCUUCGAUGCCGUAGAAAUAGCAGCUGAUACGAGUUACGAGAUGCUGAAGAAGAAGUCCAGGAGCAUUGGUUGUACUCCACUCUCCGUGCUCCAGGCGGCUUGGGGUUCUGUCCUUCUUUCCUACACUGGAACUCCUGAUCAGGAUGUUUUAAUUGGCAAUGUGGUGUCUGGGCGAUUUGAUAUCGAUUCAGAAACGUGUAUUGGACCUACGUUCACUACUGUUCCUCUGCGACUUGCCCUGAACAAGAUCGGAAGGGAUCACAGUGGUAUUUUGUCCAAUACAUCGGUGGCACGGCACCUUGCCUCGCUAAACGCAAAGUCGCUGGCAUAUCUUCAGCCACGUCUCGGUUCCCUGGUAACUGAGAACGGGCAGCUGCCCUACGACACUCUUCUGGCAUUCCAAGAUUUUAACGCUGGUAGUAACUCCAGCACGCUUUGGAGCGCCAUCGAGCAUCCGCCCAUGGCGAAUGACUUUGCUGUCAUGAUUGAAGUGUGGCCUGUUGCUGAUGAUGGGUCGCUGACCUUAAGAGCAACAUUCAACGGGUCAAAGCUCGACAGGGACUCGGCGCAGUUGAUGCUUCGCCAGAUGAGCAACAUUGUCGAUUUCAUUCUCAAACAUCCAGACGCGGAUUUCCAAGACGCUCCGUGCAGAACCGAUGGAAGCCUGAAAUCUGUUGCAAACCCAGUUUCUAAGUCUCCAGAAGAGUGCGCGCAGGGAUAUCUCCUGCAUACUCAAUUUGAAAGACAUGCAGAAGCCAGGCCAGAGGAUGUGGCUCUGAUCUUCAAGGCCGACCUCGAAGUUCCUACUAACCCUGGCAACAUCGAGUGGACCUACGGUACACUGAACGCGAAAGCCGAUUCUCUUGCAGACAAACUCAUUGAGCGCUACGGGUCUUUGCAGAAUUCGACGGUUCCCAUUUGCAUCGAGAAAUCACCGGCAAUGUACGUCGCCAUUCUAGGUAUCCUGAAGGCGGGCGCUGCAUGGUGUCCGAUAGAUACAUUCUCCCCUCCGCAGCGCCGCCAUGACCUAAUUGCCAGAACUGGAGCACGAGUGCUAUUGGUGUCCGGUGCAGACUCUGUCCAACAUGCCAACGCAGUUCCAGAGGAUGUUGACAUCCUCGAUGUUACCAAGUUGGUGAACGUCUGGUCUAGUAAAGAACCCUCCCAGAAGAGAGGCCAAUCUUGCAACAGAGCAACUCCUCAUGAUACCGCGUAUCUGAUCUGGACAAGCGGAACGACUGGCGCGCCGAAAGGCGUGCCAAUAAAGCACUCUGCAGCGGUGUCGAGUAUGCUAUCGCUUCAGAGGACCAUUCCCGCAGAUGUACCCGGCGGCGUUGUUCGCUGCUUGCAAUUCUCGCAAUAUACCUUCGACGUAUCUGUUCAAGACAUUUUCUAUACUUGGGGGUUAGGUGGCACGUUGAUAUCUGCUACCCGCGAGAUCAUGCUUGGAUCGUUCGCACAGCUUGCCAAUUCGACACGUGCGACACAUGCGCACUUGACGCCUGCUUUUGCCGCGGGGAUCCCAAGGCAAUCUUGUGAGACAUUGAAGGUUGUCACGAUGAUCGGUGAGAAACUGACGCCAUCGGUCGCUGAUGACUGGGGCGUUGAUAUGCAAGCGUUCAACACGUAUGGUCCGGCUGAAGUGACUGUGGUCUCGACCGUCAGAGAGUUUGGGAAAGAGCACAGAAAUACCAAAAGCGCCAACAUUGGGUGGCCGCUCGAUAGUGUCUCUAUCUUUGUCACCGAUCAUAAUAGGAAAGUCGUCAUGAAGAAUGCUGUUGGAGAGCUCGCAUUGGGUGGACCACAACUUUCGGAUGGUUAUCUCAAUCAGGAAGAAACGACUCGAUCUAAAUUCGUUUGGAAUGAAGAGGCCUCUCAGGUGCUCUAUUACACAGGAGACCUAGUUCGAAUGCUCUCGGACGGCUCUCUAGAGUAUCUUAACCGCACCGAUGAUCUUGUGAAGCUUGGUAGCAUUAGAGUUGAACUGAGCGAAAUAAGCUUUUCCAUUAAAAGCUGUCAUAGUCUUGUUGAGCAGGUCGAGACCGUGAUUCUUAACCGCCCAGACCGGCCCGCAGAUGUCGUUGUUGCUUUUCUGGCGGCUCCCAGCGCAGCAGCAGCAUCAGACAAGGAGCCGUAUAAAUUGGUGCUCUUCAACGACAGUGCCGUUGAGAUUGUCCGUGCCGCAAUGCAGAAGGCACGCACGACCUUGCCAGACCAUAUGCUCCCAUCGGUAUAUCUGGUUGUCAGAGAAAUCCCCAAGACUCAAUCUGCGAAGACGGAUCGUGUGGCACUCCGCAAAGCGUAUGCUUCUGUUGAUAUUGAAAAAUGGGAGAGUGAGGUCAGCCCUUCAGAUUUCACAACGGAGCUGGGUUCGCCAAGUGAUCCAGAGGAGGGCUUCGUUAUGGAAACGGUUUCAGCACUAGUUGGACUUCCUCUAUCCGCGAUUAAGAGGUCGAAUAAGCUUGCUUCUCUGGGCCUGGACUCUAUUCGCGCCAUCAGACUUGCGUCCAGACUCAACGAGUCUGGUCACCAGGUAUCUGUGAUUGAUGUCCUUCACUGCCAGAGCGUUCAGGAUCUUCUGUCCAUAGCGAUUUCCUCCAGGAAGAAGAAGGUUCCCCUGACAAACCGAUCUUUGUUGGAGCAGUUUGAUCAAGAGUGGCACGAAGCCGUUGCUUCCAAGGUUAAGGAACCCUUUACUGUGACUCGGACGACUCCAAUCCAAGAGAGCCUUCUUAGUGAAACCAUGGGGACUAGAAAUCUGUACUGGAGCAACCAUUUCUUUUCCCUUGACAGCACCGUUGACUUGGAACGAUUACAAAUGGCAUGGCGGAGCGUGGCGGAAAGCAACGAGGCGCUCCGGGCUGGGUUUCUGCCCGUCGCUGAGAUCCUUAAAGAUGGCGAUAAUGCUGGAAAUCUCAACUUUUCAGUUCUGCAGUUGAUAUACGUCCAGCCGAGUCUCGAUUGGGAGGUCUAUCAAUGCCAAGAAGGAGAGUUCACAGAAGUGUUGCAAUCGAGGAUCUCGCGCAUCAUGGAGAAUCGCCAAAACAGCUAUUUCCGUCAUCCGCCCUGGGCUGUCUCGAUAUUUGAUAAGGGGCAGGAUCAUCAAAAGGUGAUGGUUGUCACCAUACAUCACGUCAUCCAUGACGGGCCCUCGCUUAGUUUCAUCUUCAAUGACGUUCAAUCAACCUAUAAUAGUUUGAACCUGCCCCAGAGAAAGCAGAUUCAGGAUGCGCUCUCCCUGAUUAUUCCAACCGCUGAAGAGGACAGCAAGACCGUUGAGUUUUGGGAGACAGAGCUUCGAGAAUUCUCUGCCCUGGACCCUCCUUCUUGGCCCGACCUUACCAACAGACGACAAGGACCAGGAACUGACUCUAAGCGCGGGUUUAUAUCCGAGGAACUUGUCUUGACGGUUCCUGUGACACGGCUGCAGUCGACAGCAUCUCGGCUUGGCAUGUCAUCAUUUACCUCUUUGCUUCGAACUGCCUGGGCCUGUGUUUCGUUGAGCUAUAUGGGAGCUCCAGCUGCUGUGUUUGGGGAAACUCUUUCAGAUCGUGUACUGGAUUCGACACUAGAAGACGUGAUAGGACCAUUGAUAUCUGUUGUUCCUGUUCCUUUCAAAUUAAAAGGAACCGCUCGAGAGUUAAUUGAGAAACAACAGCAGUUGUCUGCCGAGUCGUGGAAGCAUCGACAUAUCCAUCCACGCCAGAUCCGAAAAAUCCUCAAGCGACCUCGAGGCCAAGCCCUAUAUCCAGGACUGUUUACCUUCCACCCGCUCAGCGGAGAAACAGGUCAACAGUCCUGCCCGAAGUUGUGGUCAGAGCUCGAUGACCUUAUCGGUCUGAACGUGGAGCAUUUGGUGGCACUCAACGUUUUUCAAAAGUCAGGGGACACUUUGACCCUGAAUGUCUCUUGUGAGCAAAGUGUUAUGGACCAGAAGCAUCUGUCUCUCUUCGUCCGCCAGAUAGAUGCUUUUGUGACAGCCAUGUUGGAACAUCCAGACGAACCGGUUACGGAACUUGUAAGAUACUUUCCAAGGGAAUUAACAUCUAUCUCCACCCCGAAUGUGAGUCAAGAAGUUGCAGAUGCGGUCUGCAAGAGCCCAACAUUCUGGUUGGAGCACUAUGCAGAAAGCCACCCAGAGUGGACUGCUGUUGAGAUCGUGAACGCUAUACAUGUUGACGGUGUUGAGAAAGAAUCUAUGAGCUACGGCUCAUUGGAUGCAGCAGCGAAUCAAGUCGCGGCGUAUAUUGCGUCUCUCGGUAUAGAGAAGCGAAUAAUCGCGCUCUGCGCCGGCCGCACCCUCGCUUCUUAUCCCGUAAUAGCAGGAAUAUUCAAGUCCGGGAACACCUAUCUACCGAUCGAUGAGGCUCUUCCUAACGAUAGGAAAGCGUUCUUGGUUGCGGAUGGAAACUGUCCGCUCAUUUUCACUGAAGCCAGCUUGGCCAGCACGUUCCGUGAUGUCCCGGACAGCUGCAAGCUUGUCCUUAUUGACAGUCCUGAAUUUCAGGAAUCCUUGACAAAGAUGUCAUCCACGAAGCCAAAUAGUUUGCCAACGCCAGACGACAUCUCCUACCUCCUUUAUACCUCUGGCUCCACCGGUAAACCAAAAGGUGUGCUGGUAACCAGAGGCAACCUGUCUGCCUUCGUUGAAGCGCAAUCGGAAUUCAUCUGUCGUGUUGCUCCUGCGACAAAACAGCUUGGAGGGACCGGGAGAUACUUGGCACUCGCCAGCCGGGCAUUCGAUGUCCACCUAGCAGAGAUAUUUUUGGCCUGGCGACAUGGCCUCGCCACUGUGACGGGGCCUCGAACGAUGCUCUUGGAUGACCUGCAUCUGGUCUUGACCAAGUUAGAGAUCACUCAUGCAAGUUUUGUGCCGUCUUUGCUGGACCAAGCAAACAUUAUUCCGGAGCAAUGUCCUCGACUAAGAUAUCUCAGUGUCGGAGGAGAAAAGAUCUCUCAGAGAGUCUUGGACACUUGGGGCGCGUCACAGAAUGUUGCUCUUGUGAACGCCUAUGGUCCAACAGAGGUGACUAUCGGGUGCAGCUCUGCUCUCGUUGGCAGCGAGACCAACCUGAGAAACAUCGGUCGACCCCUGGGCUCGUGUGUGGCCCACGUCCUCAUCCCAGGGACCGAGAUGUAUACCAUUCGCGGCCAAGCAGGGGAGCUCUGCUUCACCGGCGAUCUUGUUGCAAAGGGAUAUCAUAAUAGGCCAGAUGCGAAAGGCUUCGUCGACGGAUUCUUCGGCAGACGGAUGUAUCGCACAGGCGAUAUUGUCCGUUUGAUGGCUGACGAUACUCUCGAAUAUCUCGGGCGCGGUGAUGACCAAACCAAAAUCAGAGGUCAGCGUCUUGAACUUGGAGAAGUCUCUGAAGUCAUCCGUUCAUCUUCCAGCCUGGAAAUUGAUGUCGUUACCAUGAUCGCCAAGCAUCCAAACAUUGCUAGAGUUCAGCUUGUCUCUUUUGUUGCCCGUUCAAAUGCUCGUUCGGAGGGCAAGAAAGACAGCAGCGUCUCUUUCUUAGAGGCGGAUUUCUGGACCCUGGGAAGAGAGCUCCAAGAAGCCUGCAGGAAGAAACUCCCUGCAUACAUGGUUCCAGAGGUUGUCCUCCCCAUCUCCUAUGUGCCACUGGCUCCGAUGUCUGGCAAAGCAGAUAUUAAGCAGCUUCAAUCCGUGUUCGUCAGCAUCCCGCUGUCGACACUCGUUCAAAGCAGCGAACGAAGCGCUGCUGCUGCUCGCAGCAACCGUCCACUCACUUCGGAAGAGGAAGCUGUCGUUGAAGCCAUUCUCACUAUUCUUCCCACCGAUCGAUCUAUCUUGGGUCAUGCAACGAAUAUAUUUGAGAUCGGUCUGGACAGCUUGAGUGCAAUAAACCUGUCAGUGCAACUCAAGAACCUGGGCUAUGAUGCAACUGUGGCAUCGGUUAUGAACAACCCUGUUAUUGAGCAACUGGCACGCUUGCCACGAAACUCAGAAGUGGAUAAUAAUAGGACAGCGGAAGUUCACCGUAUGCUGGAGAGAUUGAAUGCUAGAUUCCGCGAAGAACCACCGACGGGGAUCGACAUUUCAUCAGUGUCGACAGUACGGCCAUGUCUCCCUCUUCAAGAGGGCCUGGUAGCCCGCUCUAUCAACGCGGAAGGAGGACAGCUCUAUGUUAACCACAUUGUCCUGGAGCUUGGUGCAGACAUUGAUGUCGCGCGUUUACGAACUGCUUGGGAAGAGACAGCACGACAGAACGAGAUCCUGAGGACCGCCUUUGCAUCGCUGGGCGACCAGAUAGUGCAAGUCGUGUUUCAUCCAGACUCGUAUCGUAUUAGGUGGGAGGAAUAUGAUCCCAGCAGUUCGGACUCAGGCACGUCACUUCACAGCUCCAGCUCAUACCGAACAGAGGUGGCACAACAGAUCAUCAAAGAUAUAGCCACAGUUCCUCCAGUACGAUUCCUGAUCGCCCCAGCAGAAGGCACUCGUCGUCAGACCCUCACCAUCGCGAUUCAUCAUUCUCUGUAUGAUGGCGAGUCUCUGUACCAGCUUCUGGAAGAAGUUGCAAAUCGUUACAGGGGUGAAAGUGUUCCACAAAGGGGCUCACCUUCCGCUUUCUUGGAGUAUAUCUACUCUCAGAGCAUGGAAAAAUCGAAGGAGUUCUGGACCCAGCUUUUCGAAGGCUAUCAGCCAACGCUAUUCAGACGCGGCGAGAAUGACCUGGCCGAACAGGCAAUCGUUGUGCACAGAACACUGUCAACCAAGCUCUCUGAUCUAGAGUACCGCUCCGCGAAUCUUCAAACAACCGCACCGUCGCUGGUAUUGGCGAUAUUUGCACUACUCUUGGCUGACAUGACAGACACGUCGGAUGUCACAUACGGCAGUGUACUUUCAGGAAGAGCCAUUCCCGUACCGGGAGCGGAUUCUGUCCUCCUACCAUGUAUCACCACUGUGCCUUCCCGGUUGAAUACCAAUGGUCUCACAACGGUCAGAGACGUUAUAAACGCGGUCAGAGAUAAUUCUGUCAAAUCUCUCGAAUUUCAACAUACGCCCCUGAGACACAUCCAGCGAUGGCUGAAAUCAGAGGCGCCGCUAUUCGAUUGCCUGUUCUCUUAUAUUCGAACCACAAAGGCUCAGACAGACGAUCUAUGGAAAGAAGUAGACAGUCACAUGCCGGCAGACUACCCAUUUUCUGUUGAAGCAGAGGCAGACUAUGACAGGAAUUUGCUAUACAUACAUUGUGGAUACACGCCCUCUUUUGGCAACACCCAUGAUGUUGAGAACUUUUUCGAAAAGAUGGACGUUGUCCUAUCGAGCGUGGUCAUGGGUGAAGACAUUUCUCUGGAUAGCUUCAACCUUUCCACAUCUGCGAAGGUCAGGGGAGAGGCGAAUGUAUCUCCAUGGAACGAUUCGUCUGCAUCUUGGUCAGAAACGGAGAAGAAAGUUCGCCAGCUUGUCGCCAGCUUUUGUGGCCUGCAAAUUGAUGACGUUUCCAAGUCCGCGUCUUUCAUCGGCCUGGGUAUUGAUUCAGUGACGGCAAUCCAAUUCGCGCGUAAACUUCGCGAAGCUGGACUUUAUGUCUCAUCAUCGGAUGUCAUGCGUUUCUCCUGUGUCGGGGCACUGUCAGCUCGAAUCGAUGAGAUUUCUACCAAACAAGGACCGCAAAGGAAUGGCUUGGUCGAAGCAAAUGAAAAAGACACAUUUGAAGCGUACCGAUCCAAGAUACCUCUUCUCGGCCCUGGUGAUUCCAUCUCAAGACUCUUCAGAUGCACCCCGCUACAAUCGGGGAUGAUCACCCAGACCCUUGGAGCGGCUGGUGAUAUGUACGUGCAUCCCCACACCGUUCGACUGGCCGAAUCAGUCGAUAUCGCGGCCCUCAAAUCUGCCUUUCUCCAAGUCGUCCGUGCAAACGAUAUCUUGCGCACCUCGUUCCACUCAAUUAGCGAGCUGGGCUUUUCUUGGAUCGGAACAGUUCACUCGAAUCCGCCUUUCGAGUGGCAUGAGCUUGAUCAAUCAACCACCGGUUUUUCUGUAAAUGUGAAAGAAUUGCUUAGGUUGCACGAUGAGGCAGCGUUCCAGUCCCCUCCUCUACGGUUCUAUGUGGUCCAUAGCUCGGAAGGGAAGUUCCUAGUCGUCGUGAUGCAUCAUGCUCUUUAUGAUGGAGUCUCAUUGCCAUUUGUUUUUGAAGACGCUGCGGCGAUUUACAGGGGAGUCGUACCUCCUCACAGGCCCAAUUUCUCUGAAAUAGUCGAUGACAUCUUCAAAGGGCAAGAGAAAGCGGCACAGUUUUGGACUCGGAAAUUACAAGGAUACCAAAUUGCCCACAUCCCGCCCCUACAGGACGACGAGUCCUCAGACAGAAUGUUUGUCGCUGAGCGAAAGAUCAGCUUAGACAUUUCGAGAAUACUGGAAAGAUGCAAAGACAUGGAAGUCACCGUCCAAACAGUGUCCUUGUUGGCAUUUGCCAAAGUUCUGUCCUGCCUGAUUGGCAAACGCGACGUCACAUUUGGACAUGUCGUUGCCGGCCGCUCUCUCCCCAUCUCCGGGAUAGAAAGGACGAUUGGACCCUUGUUCAACACCGUGCCGGAGCGGAUCUGUUUCGACUCGACGGUCAUCAGCAACAAGGCGAUGGCGGCUCGUAUUCAGCGGGCGAAUGCGGAUGCCCAGGAAUAUCAGCAUGCGCCCCUGAGAGCGAUUCAAAACACGUUGAGGCAGCAGAACAACUUCGACUCAGCAUCGAUAUUUGAUACUCUUUUUGUGUUCCAGAAAACGGCGGAUUUGGAUCAAAAUGCAAGUGCCCAAGACAAACAGUCCAUCUGGGAGUUGUAUGAAACGCAAGACUUCGUCUCCAAUGCCGAGCACACGCUGAACGUUGAGGUCGAACACGCUCAUGAGGGCAUUAUCAUCAGAUCCUCAUGCAAAGGCCAAUACUUGACAUUUGAUGGACUCCACACUGUCCUGAAGGACUUCGAGAGCGCCUUCCAAGAUAUCAUCGAGCAUCCGACGAGAUGCGCUACAAUCGUCCCCGAGCGACUGCAACGGCUUCCACUUCAGCUCACCAAAGAGCUACCCAUUGAAAAGUUACCCUCUCCAGAUGCUGAUGCUGAAGCUCCCGUUCACGAAGGGAUUGUCCAACAAGUCCUCGCGGAGAUUGCCAAUGUGUCUAUUGACAUGGUCAAGCCGCAUACUAGCAUAUACAACAUCGGCCUGGAUUCAAUUGCCGCAAUCCGCAUCGCCGCCGUAUGCAGAUCCAAGGGUCUGAAAAUCGGUGUUGCUGAUAUUCUACAAGGUCACACAUUGCGAGGGAUCAGCACACGUGUCUCAGAUGCUGCUGCUGCUGCACCGCAAGGAAGCCUUCCGACAAAGCCCCUGAUACACGAGGAUGCGAGAGUGCGACAGACAGCACUUGAACAGCUCCGUCUUUCCGAAGACGAUGUCGAGACGAUCAUUCCGUGUCUGAGCGGGCAGAUGUACCACCUCGUCAGCUGGCUGAAAUCCGGCCGAACGCUGUUCGAACCAGCCUGGAGUUAUUACGUCUCCGGCGAAGAAAGAAGAUUAGAUCCGCAACGGCUCCAGGACUCCUGGACUAGGCUGCGCCAAAGACACCCUAUUCUAAGGACCUGCUUUGCGGCCAUCUCGGCUUCUGAAGCGGUUCAGGUGGUGCUCAAGCGGGUAGACCCGGAUGAUGACGGUACCUUCAAGUUUAUUGACUACUCAUCAGAGACAAUUGCGGAAGCGGCCAAAGUACAAGCCAGAGAAGAAGCUCGCAAUCCUUCUUCCCUCUUCCGUCCGCCUGUACGUCUUCGCCAUUUGAGAGCGAGCGACGGUGAUGGUAUCCUCGUCUUGAUCAAUCACGCUGCCUAUGACGCAUGGACAAUGCCAAUGUUCGUCACCGAGCUGGAGGCAUUAUACCGUGAUGCAGAACUGGCAAAAGUCUCCUCGAAUCCGGAUUUCCCAGCAUUUGUCAAUUAUUCCCUGAGCUCUCUUCAUCAGCUCGACGAGGCAAGGUACUGGGAUGCGGUUCUCCAGUCAAGCAGCCCAACCAUAAUCAAAGCACGUCAAAAUAGCCCAAAGAAGAACCAGCAACUGUUUGUCGGCGCAUGGCAGACUGUCAGGAACAUGUCUCAAGCAGAAAAGACCUGCCGGGCCCACGGUCUCAGUCUCCAGACCGUCGUUCUCCUCGCGGCUGCUCGGGCUCUUGCCCGCAAAACGCACGUCGACAGUCCGACCUUUGGUCUCUAUCAAACGGGGAGAUCAGCCUCCUUCCCGGGAGUCGAGUAUCUCUCGGGCCCGUGUCUCAACGUGACCCCGUUCACGGUCCCAAAUGUCCUCUCUUCGUCGUCAUCAUCAUCAGCCCAGAUCUCUCAUAGCCAACCCAAUACCACUGCUGAUGCUGGCACUACUACUGCUGACACAAUCAUCAAUUCAGCGCGAUCGAUCCAGUCGGCGCUUGCAGACCGCGCAACGUACGAGCAGAGCUCGCUACAAGGAAUCCUCCGACGAUGGCGGGAGAUAGCAGCCACCACAGGCGCCGAUAGCAACAACGAAAACAACAUCCAUGAACGCCAUCUGUUCAACACAUGGGUCAACUUACUCUGGGGGAGGACCAGCAAACAAGACCAUCCUCAAGAAGAUGAUGACGGAUCGUCACCACCUCCUCUCUUCACCCCUCUCCCCAUCGGCGUCCCAACAGACUUCAUCCCGGAGAACAACCGCACCGAACAAGAUGAAAAAGAUAAGAAGACAUCCGUCUCCAGCCUCGAUACAUCAUACCUCCCGGACCAAAACGUCUUCAUCGACAUCGGCCCCGACCCCUCGAGUGAUACGCUCGGAUUCGGCGUCCGCGUCGAGGGCGGGGUCAUGGACGAGGAUGAAACACGGGCGUUCAUCGGCAAGAUAGUAGCUGAGAUUGAGGGGAUGGUCAGGAUUUUGUCGGAGGAUGAUGCCUCGUUGAUAUAA